Molecule: messenger RNA, 414 nt
Organism: Tetrahymena thermophila SB210
Lineage: Eukaryota; Ciliophora; Oligohymenophorea; Hymenostomatida; Tetrahymenidae
Product: RIIa domain protein
Exons: 3
Source: RefSeq, a predicted model, not a curated record
AUGAGCUUAGAUCACUUAGGUAACAGCAAAGAUUCUGAAUAAAUUUUAGAUGACUAAUCUGAAGAAGUUGGUGCUAUAGAAAAUUAUAAAUACCAAAUAAAUAAUAUGUACAAUAAGGAAAAAUAUGUGAAUUCCCAUGAUAUUGCAGGGUAGCCUGGUAUUGUUAAAAUGUAAUAAAUAGAUGUUGAAAAGAAAAAGGUAUAAUUUAGAAUGGCAAAUGAAAAAUAUUUAAGAGAUCAUCCUGAGUUAAAUACUAUUAUAUCUGUAUUUCUAUUUAGAGUUUUAGAAGAAAAGCCUGAUAAUAUUUUAGCAUAUGCGGGAAGAUAUUUUGACAAGCCGGAUUUAAAGUAAGUUAUAGAAAUUGAAAAAAAACACUAUUUGGAUAACAAUAAAAAUGGUUAAAAUAAGCAAUGA